Messenger RNA from Pleuronectes platessa (European plaice), 3163 nucleotides. RefSeq names its product transmembrane protein 87A. The transcript is spliced from 20 exons. Gene Ontology annotation, cellular component: Golgi apparatus; Golgi cisterna membrane. Gene Ontology annotation, biological process: retrograde transport, endosome to Golgi. Bases 169 to 1809 code for a protein of 546 amino acids. The record is from RefSeq and is a predicted model, not a curated record. NCBI's taxonomy places the organism in Eukaryota, Metazoa, Chordata, Actinopteri, Pleuronectiformes, Pleuronectidae.
AGUGAACUGCAGGGAGAACCGGAACUGGAUGCGGAUACAGCUCCGUGUGUCCCACAGACUGAAGCUACCACAGACCGUCUGUGUGUAUCUGUGUGUGUCUGUGUCUCCGUGUGUCUGUGUGUGUGUGUGUGAGUGAGUCCUGAACAAGUAGAUGCUCAGACCCAGAAGAUGACAGAUGCCCGUCGGUUACAUUUGCUCCUGCUCGCGUCCGUGCUGCGUCUCGGCGCCGCGGCGGAAGUGUCCGUGUGGAGCGUUGACAUCAACCCGACACAAAAUGCCGUGUUCCGGAAGACGCUGUACGCCAACACCACCAUCUCUAUGAAGUUCCAGGGCGACUUGGCAUCAUGUGAGCGAAACCUGGCGUUCAACAUCAGCUGGUAUCUGCGCUCCUCCGUCUGCUACAACGAGGUCUUCAACACACCGGACAACAAAGCCACGAACAUGUUUGGAAUGGACCACAUGCUGAAAGAUGGCUGGAGCGGCUUCUACAGUCAGGGCUACAUGUACUUCGACAACUGCUCCACCCUCUUCAUGCCGAGGGUCUAUUAUCCUGACUUCAACCCAUAUCAGCCCCUAACCAGCCCAAAGAGUGACCCAUCAAAUCAGAGUUUCAUUUGGCCUGACAAACCGGACAUCAGUGCAGUGGCCAAAGCCUGGGAGGACAGUCCCUAUCUGUUCAUAGUGAAGGUGCAGCCCAUGUUCCGUGGAGGUGACGAUGAGGACAUUGGCACCGAGCAGCUCAACUUUGCUUUCACGAUGAAAGUGGAGAUGAAGGGACCACAUGACUACUCCUCCCCAGCAGACUGGCCACUCAUGAUGUUCUUCAUGAUCAUGUGCAUUGUGUACGUCCUGUUCGGGGCUGUCUGGCUCUUCUGGUGCGCCUGCUACUGGAGAGAUCUGUUGAGGAUUCAGUUCUGGAUCGGCGGCGUCAUCAUCCUCGGCAUGCUGGAGAAAGCUGUGUUUUACUCCGAGUACCAGAGCAUCCGUUACAAAGGAGACUACGUUCAAGGUGCUGUGAUUUUUGCUGAGCUGCUCUCUGCACUCAAAAGAUCUUUGGCUCGAAUCCUGGUGCUCAUUGUCAGUCUCGGGUAUGGGAUAGUCAAGCCCAUGCUGGGGACCACGGUGCACCGGCUGGCAGCCGUGGGGCUUCUCUACCUGCUUUUCUCCUCUGUGGAGGGAGUCCUGAGAGUGACGGGUGGUUUCUAUGGGACGGUUGCCCUGGUUGCUAAUCUCAGCCUCUCCCUCAUCGACUCCUGUGUCAUGUGGUGGAUUUUCAUCAGCCUGUCCCAAACCACUCGUCUCUUGAAGCUCCGCAGGAACAUAGUGAAGCUGUCUUUGUAUCAGCACUUCACCAACACGCUCAUCUUCUCCGUUCUGGCUUCUAUCAUCUUCAUCAUCUGGACCACCAAGGUCUUCAAGCUGGUAGACUGCCAGACGGGCUGGAGGGACCUGUGGGUAGAUGAUGCCUUCUGGCGUCUCCUGUUCUCCACCAUUCUGCUGGUCAUCAUGGUUCUGCUGCGGCCGUCUGCCAACAGUCAGAGGUUCUCCCACUCCCCUUUGAUUGAUGAAGACGACGAUGAGGAGGAGGCCAAGGAGCCCAUGCUGAAUGAGGCUUUUGAGGGAAUGAAGAUGAGGGGCUCAAAGCCUGAAAGUAAUGGAUCUCAGAAACUGUUGAGUAAAGAGGAUGAAGACCUUAAAUGGGUCGAGGAGAACAUUCCUACGACUGUUGCUGAUGUAGCUCUCCCCGUAAUGCUGGACGAGGAAGAGGAAAUCCUGAAAACCAAGAUGGAGAGAUCCAAAAUGGAGUAGAACUAAAUGUAAGAAUGAAAAGAAAACAAAUUCACAGAGGCAGCGAUGAAUGCAUUCUGAGUAAUCUGAUUACCCCACCCCCCCCCAAAAGAAGCAAAAAGGAGAAAUGCAUACUGAGAGCACCAAGUUAUUUUGCAUAGUAAAAGAUUAUAUUAAAUUAGAUAAACUCUAUAUUCAGAGAAGUGCUGUGCCAUAACUUUAUCGUCAAAAUAAUGCUGUCCUCAGCAAAUCUCACUUGAUAUGAUGACACAUAUUUAUUAUUUAAAUGAGCAACUAUAUGGUAUGAGUAACCAUUCAGCCAAGAGGAGUAAUGUUUUUAUGCUUCUGUCCUGCCAUUGAACAGUUCCUGAUUUCUAAUAGCUGAACCAGUAAAUGAUAAAUGUCUCAUUGUUCACUCACAGCUAGCUCUUUGUUGUCCAUCUCUAUUUGCCACUGUUACUUUAUAUGAACAUAACUGCACCAGUGGAUAUUGAUACUUUAAGCAUAUCACAGCUAUCAAGGGGAAAUGUGACUGGAAUACACCGGUGGGCUGUGUUAAUGUAAUGACACAUGAAACUCUAUCAUAGUGAAGUAUUUAUAUUCUAUUAUAAACUCCAGUCGUCCAUUUCAUAGACAGGAUAGUGGCACUAGAUCACCUCUCGUUACACAGAGACCAGGCAAGUGAUUGUGUGAUUUAUUUUCAAGCUUUCACUGACACAUGACACGCUGCAUGGUCCUCCAUGGGAACACUGGAUGAACAGACAGGUUUUGGUGUCUAAGCCGUCGUGAGACUUAAGAUAAUGUGUUUGAAUUUUGUUUUAAAAGUACAAUUUUGUAUCUAACAGCUGUAGGAUCAGGGUCCGCUUCAUGUAAACGUUGAUUUUAUCUUUUAGUUACUGAGUCUGAGAAAAAUUUCAUAAGCUUUGUGUUUGUGGUUUGGGCCUAAAUUCAAAUAUACAUGUCACUAACAACAUGUAUGUGAUCCUUUACACUCACCUUCCACUAACUGGGCUUCACCCAAACUCAGUGGUGCAGGUUAGUUUAAAAAACAAUAGUGCAUAUGAUAAAUUCAUAUUAUUAAUUUCACCAUAUACACAGAUUCCUUUGAACCAAUCAUAUUCACACUGCAAAAUGAUCUUCUUCCUCAUGUGGCAGAAUUAUAUCCCCGUCCCAGUUUACUGCAGUAUGUGUGGAUGUUCUAAAUUCCUUAAUUUAUGUUUUCUUUUUAUAUAUUUGUUCAAGUCUUGUUGAGGGUAUUUAUUUUAGAUUGAUGCCGAAGCCCGACUUUUGGACGUGAGUCUGCAUAGUAAUGUGAAGCUGAUGAUUCUGUGGCUUUUUGCGUUUGUCUUGCCAAUAAAAUUUAUAUUGAAACAUG